Molecule: messenger RNA, 1671 nt
Organism: Punctularia strigosozonata HHB-11173 SS5
Lineage: Eukaryota; Fungi; Basidiomycota; Agaricomycetes; Corticiales; Punctulariaceae
Product: glyoxal oxidase precursor
Exons: 6
Coding region: 1-1671 (556 amino acids)
Source: RefSeq, a predicted model, not a curated record
AUGCGCGCCUUGCUCUCCGCAUUCGCGCUGCUAUCGGCGACAGCGCUCGCAGCGCCCGCCGCACCUCAAUGGCGGUUUGAUCUCAAGAACGAGACUACGGGCAUCGUGGCGCUGGAGGCGAUCGUCGUCUCUCCCACUUUGGUUGUGAUGUUCGACCGCGUCGCGAACGACCCGCUCCAAAUCAACGGCCACUCGGCUUGGGGCGCGCUUUGGGACCUCGAAACCAGCUCCGUCCGGGCACUCAACGUCGUCACCAACUCGUUCUGCGCUAGUGGCGCUUUGCUGUCUAAUGGGUCUAUGGUCAGCGUCGGGGGUGAUCCCACCGACGUUCCGACCAAUCCGGUACCGGAUACUGGUAACCUCGGUAUUCGCAUUUUCGAGCCAUGUGCCUCGCCCUCCGGUGAAGGUUGUACCCUGUUCGAAGACCCGCCGACAUUGCAUCUGGCUGCACGCCGAUGGUAUACGUCGUCGGUCCGUAUUUUCGAUGGUAGUCUGAUGAUCGUUGGUGGCACCCACGUCGACGCGGACUUCUAUAAUAUUGACCCCGAGAACACAUUUGAGUUCUUCCCACCGAAGGAUAACGGUGUCCCGAGGCCUUCUGCUUUCCUGGAGCGCAGCUUACCGUCCAACCUCUUCCCGAGGGUGUUUGCGCUGCCUGACGGUCGUGUUUUCAUGGUUGCCAAUAAUCAGACGAUUAUCUACGACAUUGAGAAGAAUACUGAAACCAUUCUACCGGAUAUCCCGAACAACGUUCGCGUCACCAAUCCCAUCGAUGGUUCUGCCAUUCUUCUUCCUCUCUCACCUCCAGACUACACUCCCGAGGUCCUUGUCUGUGGUGGUGUCGCCGUUGACCCCGCCAUUCAGCCAGCCAAUCUCUCAUCCCAAGACAUUGCGACAACACAGUGCAGCCGGAUGGUCGUAACGGAAGAAGGAAUCAAGCAAGGGUGGCAAGUUGAGCAUAUGCUCGAGCCUCGCGUCAUGCCAGAGCUUGUGCAUCUUCCGAACGGUCAGGUUCUCAUCACCAACGGUGGACGUUCUGGCUAUGCAGCGCUCGCUCAGGUCCCCGAUGCCAUUGGAAACUCGAAUGCGGAUCACCCAGUGUUAACCCCCUCACUCUACACUCCUGACCUCCCCUUAGGCCAACGCAUUAGCAACAAGGGGAUGCCAACGACAAACAUCGCCCGGAUGUAUCACUCGAGCGUCACGCUCACGCCCCAGGGCAACUUCCUCAUCGCCGGCAGUAACCCCAACGCCAACUUCGUUCUGCCGGGGCCGGGUAUCAAGUUCCCGAGCGAACUUAGGGUGGAGACGCUUGACCCACCGUUCAUGUUCGUGGAGCGCCCGACGAUCGAGAGCAUCCCGUCCAAAUUGGCGUUCGGCAAGAAAUUCACCGUGCCGAUCACCAUUCCUUCGAACCUCAAGGCUUCGAACAUCCAAGUUUCAUUGAUGGACCUCGGCUUCUCCAGCCACGCUUUCCAUUCAAGCGCGCGGCUCGUCUUCAUGGAUGCUACGAUCUCCAAGGACCGCAAGUCUUUGACGUUCACGACUCCACCCAACGGCCGCGUGUAUCCGCCCGGUCCCGCCACGGUUUUCCUCACCAUCGACGAUGUCACCAGUAAGGGUCAGCAGGUCAUCGUGGGCAGCGGCGCUUCGCCCCCUACUCUCGAGUAG